This is a messenger RNA of Sphaerodactylus townsendi, 7411 nucleotides long. It is a transcript of the gene ZC3H12B, whose product is annotated as zinc finger CCCH-type containing 12B. The record is from RefSeq and is a predicted model, not a curated record. Gene Ontology annotation, molecular function: mRNA binding; metal ion binding; RNA endonuclease activity. Lineage: Eukaryota; Metazoa; Chordata; Lepidosauria; Squamata; Sphaerodactylidae. Gene Ontology annotation, cellular component: nucleus; cytoplasmic ribonucleoprotein granule.
GUGCCGAAGGGGGCCUUGGGCGCCGCGCCGGGAACAGGGAACCGGAGGACAUAUGAUUGCCUUUGCAUUUGCCACCAACAAAACCCAGCCUCAGAAGUCGCAGCCACGUGAUGCUGCAGAGUCGCAGUUCCAGGCAGUUUGGGAAGCAAGACUAAUUUAGGGGUCUCUGGCAAGAAGGCGAACGUGAUGACGGCCUGGUCUAUGGUGGAAAGGCUGAAAAUGGAGAAGAGGCAUUGCCCGGAAGAGAGGCCUCUGGAGCAGGACGGCGGGGAGUGCAGCGCCGAAUCGGAGGAAUGGACCAGCUCGGAAAGUGAGCCGGAGCAGCCCGGCGGCUUCAGGAACAGCACCAGCAACCCCCAGUGGCGGGAGAAAGAGCCCCCCCACAAGCCCCACCGGCAGCUCUGCCGCUCUCCGUGCCUGGACCGCCCCAGUUUUUCCCAGAGCAGCCUCCUCCAGGACCUGAAGCUGGAAGAGGACAAAGCCAACCUGAACAAGGAGUACCAGUCCAAAAUCGACUUCGCUUUGAAGCUGGGCUACGCCGGAGAUCAGAUCCAAGCUGUGCUUUCAAACAGAGCUGGGGAAUGACAGCUCAUCAAUGUUUAUUUUAAGCAGAACUUACAUGCGGCUUAGAGACAAAGGCGGAGGAGAGCGAAGGACAAACCAGCACUAGGAGGCACAGCCAGCAGCACUGAUUCCCUCUAGAGGACCAAGGGGAGGCCAGCCAGCCCGGAACUAUUAAGCUGGAGAGACGAAGUUGUAGACAGCUCAACAACCCUAGAGCCAGUGGUCAUUUAGCAAGGCUCAGCAUUAGCCAUGAGCCAUGGGAACAAAGAAGGAUUUUCCUGUCGGGGGAUCCAGCUGGCUGUCGACUGGUUUCUGGAGAAAGGUCACAAGGACAUUACGGUAUUUGUGCCUGCUUGGAGAAAAGAGCAAUCCCGACCAGAUGCACCAAUAACAGAUCAAGAAAUUUUACACAAGCUGGAGAAGGAAAAAAUCCUUGUCUUCACACCAUCUCGGCGAGUCCAAGGCAGAAGGGUCGUCUGCUAUGAUGAUCGCUUCAUAGUGAAACUGGCUUAUGACUCGGAUGGCAUCCUAGCAGUGUCCAAUGACAAUUACCGCGACCUUCAGAAUGAAAAGCCAGAAUGGAAGAAAUUCAUCGAGGAACGGCUGCUGAUGUAUUCUUUUGUGAAUGACAAGUUUAUACUUACUCAGCUUGUUGACCGUUUAGAGUAUGGCCCCAGCUAACUGAAAGUGCCAAGGAAGAAGCCCGUUAUUCCGGAACACAAAAAGCAGCCGUGUCCCUACGGGAAGAAAUGCACGUAUGGACACAAAUGCAAAUAUUACCACCCCGAACGAGCAAACCAGCCGCUGAGAUCUGUAGCAGAUGAACUUCGCAUCAGCGCCAAAUUAUCUGCUGUGAAAACAAUGAGCGAAGGAGCGUUGGCUAAAUGUGGCACGGGGACUUCUCUUUCCAAAGGAGAAAUUGGUUCAGAAGUGAAGCGCAUCGCUCCCAAACGUCAGUCAGAUCCAAGCAUCCGUUCCGUGCCCGUGGAACCCGAGGAACGACUGUUGAUGAGCCGGAAGCCAGAGGCCAACUCUGUUCCUUCCCUUGUCUCUGCGUUGAGCGUGCCAACCAUUCCACUUUCCAAAAGCCAUGCCGUUGGGGCAUUGAAUACCCGCUCGGCAAGCAGCCCUGUGCCAGGGUCAUCUCAGUUCCUCCAUCAGAAGUCCUCCUUGGAACACAUGGCCAGUGUCCAGUACCCUCCCAUCCUGGUCACCAAUAGCCACGGAACUUCCAUCAACUACACAGAACAGUACCCGAAAUACGAGUCUCUAGGAGAUCCUGGCUAUUACUCUAUGCUUAGUGAUUUCUCCAACUUGAGCAUUAGCAGUAUGCACAGCACAGAUUAUUAUGGGACUGACGUGGACCAAGGAAUCUACUCAAGGAACUCUAGUCCCUGUCCAGAAAGUUGCUUAAGCCACACAAGUAACGAUUCUUAUUCUUCGUACACGGACUUGUACCUGGGUGUCGGAGACGCGGGUCCAGAAGACGGCGUCAAGGUGCAUCGACUUCCCCCACAAAGUCGUCUCCAGCCGUUUUCCCACGGCUACCACGAGAACUUAACGAGAGUCCAGAGCUACGGCACUGAAGGGUCGAAGCACCUGCCUCGCAAACAUUCCGCAUCCCAUUUAGCGCUGCACGUCCAGCAUCCGGUCGUCGGCGCGCGGUCCAGUUGCCCAGGGGACUACCCCGUGCCUCAGAACGUUCACCCGUCAGCCGCUUCCCAGCCAAGCCGCGCCCUUGUCAUGACGAGGAUGGACAGCAUUUCCGAUUCUCGGCUUUACGAAAGUAACCCCGCUCGGCAAAAAAGGCCGCCCCUUUGUCGAGAGCAACAUGCCAGCUGGGACCCCUUGCCGUGUGCAGCUGACGCCUACGCCUACCAUUCCUAUCCCCUGAGCAGCAACCUCAUGCAGCCGUGCUAUGAGCCCGUGAUGGUGAGGAGUAUGCCUGAGAAGAUGGAACAGCUCUGGAGGAGUCCUUGGGUGGGAGUCUGUGGGGAGCCCCAAGAGCCCCACAUUAUCCCAGAGCACCAGUACCAAACGUAUAAGAAUCUGUGCAAUAUUUUUCCUCCCAGCGUCGUCCUCUCCGUGAUGGAGAAGAAUCCCCACAUGACAGAUGCGCAGCAGUUGGCAGCUAUGAUCGUUGCCAAAUUGAGAACGGGGCGUUAGAACAAGUAUUUUGAGUUCUCCUUGAAUUCCGAAAGAUGAAUAAUGAACACACAGUGCAAUUACUCUGGAGGAGAUCUCCAUUAUCCAAAAGAGAGCCUCCGCUUGUAAAUAUUUUCUAACCGCAGAAUACAACUCUGCAUAUUGUUGUAGCAAUUAUAUUUAAUAUAUAUGUGUGAAGCAUUCUGUAAAAUCAGAUUGUGCUAUAAAUAGAACUAUUUAAAAGAUUUUUACAGCGGCGAUUUUUUAAAAAAGGCAUUUUACAGGAAAUGCAAACCUUAUGCAUGGAUGUAUCAUUGCUGAAUUCGAAAGGUCAGGUGUUGGUAUGUCUGAGACAGAGUAUUCAAACUAUCAGCAAUUAUAUUGCAUGAGUCAGUGUAUAGUUUCAGUAUUAACUGCCAUGUUGCUUUGUAACAAAAUUGGGCUUUUAAAAUAAGCCCUGCGCCCUUGGAAAACCCUCAUAGAAAGGCAUAUUGUCUGUCAGGCAUCCAUCUUCAAAGAGCGACAGCAACACAAGCCCAGUCAGGUGACUGGAUGGCUCCACGAUCUGCCCACAAGAGCAGUGGCUGUCCACUCCACAGGCUCCAGUGUGUAUUUUGGAGAAGGGGCCAUCCAGAUCACAUUCCUGACAUGGGGGGAUCUGCGUUGUGGGAAUUUCCGUUUACUCACAAGAAGCAUUGCCUCACCUUAGAAAGAAUAAAGUGAUGGCCAGUGUGCAUCUGGGGCCCACAGUGUCCAUAUUGGACAUAUUGUAGCCUGUGCUCUUUGAGUUUGGAACACGUGCAGCCAAUGGCAGGUAACAAGAUCCUUCGCUGUUGGCUGUCGUGGGUUUUCCGGGCUGCGUGGCCGUGGUCUUGUAGUUUUUGCUGCUAGUGUUGUGCCUGCAUCUGUGGCUGGCAUCUUCAGAGGCAUGUCAUGCUGAGAUUUUUUUUUUCUCUUGUGGCAGCAGCACAUCUUACCUUUACAUAUCUCUGAAGGUGCCAGCCAUAGAUGUGGGCAAAAACCGCCAGACCACGGCCACACAGUUGGGAAAUCCACCACAACCAGUAGAUUCCGGCCGUGAAAGCCUUCAUCUGUCCUUUGACACUUGAAAAUGUGCGCCUUUUGAAAGUUGCGUAUUAAAUUUCUGAUCUGGGGAGCCUACUCACUUUAGACGACCGUUUGACCACACCAGUCGGGAAUCGGAGGCGUUUUAACCAGUCCAGGUUAAAUUCUGUGUCCUUGCCAAAAGGUUUAGGUGUCUCAACCAAAAAGGUACAGAGCAAAUUUUGUGCCUAAUGGAUGCUGAUGUCUGAAUAAGCAAAUCAACCCCCCCUCCCCCGCAUUUUUGGUUGAUCAGCAAAUCAGGCUUAUCUGGGAAAGGGAGUCUGUGACUUCUUGCCAAAUUUCUUCAGUUUUGCACUUUAAAAUCCAUGCAAAAGUGUGCGUGCACUUCCUGGACCUCUUUCUGACAGGGCAAAAUUAGAUUAUACCCUGCUGUGGGUGUGUCGUAGUUUGUGCCAACGGGUGAAUUAUUGCCUUCAGGGGCUGGCCACUUUAUGUUGGUCAAUUGCAUGAUCGAGGGGCAUCAAUGGGUGUUGGUGGCUUUUAUUUUCUUUUUGUAAGGCUGCACUGAGUGGGACCCCCUUUUUAAACCCAUGUGUAUUUCCGCAUUUUUGAACCACUACUAACUCGAUACGUCUCGAGCUAGGACUUGUUGACUUCUACUGUAGUUUUUUUUCAUGAAAGUGGAGAAGGCCCGGUUUACGGCCUUUUGUUUCUUCAUGAGAAGGUGUGACACUGCCUAAAUGUUUCUUACUAUGAAACACACGGAACGUGAGGCUGCAGUCAGGGUUGUUUCUGGUGUUUUGAUAACGGCUUGCACGCUGCUUUUCUGGUUAUUCGUUCAUCCCAUGGCCAAAAUCCAAACACAAACUGUCCGAAAGAGAUUGUGCCCUGUGCUCAGGUGCUCCUUUGCCUUGUGCCAACUGUGUGCUUUGGGGAGGUUCUGUGGAGGGACCGACGGGCAGGAAGUCAGGCAUCUGACCAGCUACAGGUGACCCGAGCUAGGCCAAUAUGGAUCCAUUCUGCUAGGGCCAGUGGUGGCGAACCUUUGGCACUCCAGAUGUUAUGGACUACAAUUCCCAUCAGCCCCUUCCAGCAUGGUCAAUUGACCAUGCUGGAAGGGGCUGAUAGGAAUUGUAGUCCAUAACAUCUGGAGUGCCAAAGUUUUGCUACCACGGUGCUAGGUGCUUCCUCCUGGUGUGAGGACCCUUUGUUGAGCCUUUAGCUUCAAGGGGAGGCCCUUUGCUCCUGGGGAAUGGAUCUGCAGGAUUAACCUCCCCCCCAAUAUGUCUUCAUUGAGAUGGGCACAAGACUGGUACUCAAAGCAAAAGACUAGACCACUUUGACUGCGAAAAGUUGCCUAGCACAAGGGACGGAGUGCUUUUAAAUAGCCACGGCAGAAGUGUGCUACUGGUAUUCACACCACAAGCUGUAGUUUUAACACUUGAGCCACUGUAGGACGAUGUGGGUUGGCAUCCCUCAUUGAGGGUGACCAUCCGGAACACCAGCUGUUGUAUCCGGUCUUUGAGGAAGGCACAGCGGUGGCUCCGAUUGGCACAGUACUUGAACUGGCACACCGUCAUCCACAGCGACUUCCAGAAUACUUGACAUUUCAAUCUGGAUUUUUGCUUGUUUUUUUAAAAAAUCCCUUCAAGCCAGAUUUCUCAACCAGUUUGUCGGGAUGUGAUCUCUUGGCCAUUCACUUACAUUCUACUCAAAGCAGCUGACAGCAAUGCCUCAAAUAACCAGAAAUGACCUUUUGUUUGUUGAUACAAAUUGUAUCUCUUUCUUGAUUGUAUAAAAUAAAUGUACAAAAGCCAUCUCUAGGUUAGCUUCGAUAUUGUACUUUCAUCACUAUGUUUGUGACACUGUGUGUCACACAGAAGUGGCCCAUGGAGGAUUAUGAAUCUUUUUAUUUAAAAUGGGCACUUUACAGUUUCUAGAAGAACAAAUACAACUUUUCAAAUCCACUUUAUUAAUGUAACGUGCACAAAGUCUGUGCAAUUAACGGCACCAGAUGGUGCAUAAGCUGUCUUAAGUCUAUUUAUGAAAUGAAUGCAUUCUUGCAAAUGGAUUUCUCUCUUUGUAAAAUGUAUCAGUGUUAAUAAGGUAGAUGUUGAUAUUUAUAUCCAGUGCUCUUAACAGUAAAACUGCUGUAGAUCCUGCUUUGGUUCUCGACGGAGAAUUGCUACGGCGUAAUUUAAGUUCAGCGUGAACAUUUAUUCACCCGCACCUUCUAGCAUGGAUUUGUGUUUUUGUAAGUAUAAGAACAGAUGUUUCCCUUUUUACUCGGGCAAGGGAUUCAGGAGGAGUCCCUCAGCAAGUGCUGAGCAGAAGUGACUGCAUGAGUUUUUAUUGGGGAUGUUUGCUUGUAACCACCUUGUCGUACACUUCUGAAUAUGUGGAGAUUUUUUUCAAACCUCUUUUGAGAGCUUUUGUUGGGAAGAAAUGUUGGUCUGGAGAGGUAGUGGCAGAGCAGAACUGCAGCACGCCUCUUUCUGAAACUCCUCUCCCUAAACUGAUCCCGCGGUUAUUUUUCUGCCCAAAGAUUCUGUUUUUACAGGACUACAAUUCCCAUCACCUCUAGAAGGAGCCUGCACAUUUCCGCCUGCUGUUUGUUUUUCUUCGAGAAACUUUUCUGCCAGGUUUUGUUCUGCGUCUUCCGGUAAUGCCCUUCUAUCCAUGCUUUCUCUAUAUACCAGGUUCAGACAUUUUCACUGGCUUGCAUCUCUUAAGUACUGGAAUUUCUUCGCAUAGAAGGGAUGAGCCGCAAAAGUCACUUUUACCAAUACGUUAACACCAGACUUUGCUUUAAAAUGCUCUUUUUGAGAGUACAGUAUUCAAUUUUUAAAAAUUGUGUAACAAAACAGCUUCAGAAUGUGUCUCUACAUAGGUUUUAAAUAGCCCAGUGACCAGAUAACAGUAAUUCCUCAUUCAUCAAAUAUUAAUUUGAAAUUUGAGUUUCUGUAAUUUAUUGAAAUAUAUGUUUUCAGUUUGCUACUUGGCUGAGUUGUGUCUGGAAAACGCCAAAAGGGUAUUUAUUUGAAUGUGAUCUUAAGUUAGGUGCUUUUUGUAAAUAGUAACUGUUUCCUUGUAUGGUUUCUGCUCGUACAUGUUAUUUGAAUACUGUUAGUCCUGUUGAUGUAUUAUUGAGCUACAGUAGUUUGCUUUCCUCAUUUGUAGGAUUAAACAUGACUGUUUAAUUGUUGUAAAAAAAAAUUAUAAGAUCUCUUUGGGUUCUUUGGUUGACCCAAAUAUAAUGUAAGUCUCAAUGACAAAGAGUGAAGAUGGGUUUAAAAGCCAAUUGACCUGACCCAGUACGAACGAGGCGUGUGUAGAAGCUGGCUUCUGUGCAUGCGGCCACAUUGGAUGGUGGAGCUGUCUUGGGGUGUUCAUUCAUCCAGGGCUUACUGAACUUCCUGGAUGUGCCUUUCCAUCCCGAAGGCGAUGCGCGCCACCAUCCAGGGCCACUGUUGGUCAUGCGCAGCUAGAGCGGGGUCAGGGCCAGCACGCGGUGUGGUCUGUGAAGUUUCCUAUUUUUUGUGCAAUGCUUGAUUUACAGAUGCAUGCUUGAGUCAUUCACUGGCAUGGGCGUGCAGGCUGCCUUUUAAAAAAGUGUUUUCUAAAAGUUAAGUAGCCG